Vanrija pseudolonga is the source of this 3092-nucleotide messenger RNA. It is a transcript of the gene ndx-7, whose product is annotated as Putative nudix hydrolase 7. The record is from RefSeq and is a predicted model, not a curated record. Gene Ontology annotation, biological process: protein N-linked glycosylation. Gene Ontology annotation, cellular component: mitochondrion. The transcript has 9 exons. Gene Ontology annotation, molecular function: hydrolase activity, acting on acid anhydrides, in phosphorus-containing anhydrides; alpha-1,6-mannosylglycoprotein 6-beta-N-acetylglucosaminyltransferase activity. The coding region runs from base 41 to 2728 and encodes 895 amino acids. Lineage: Eukaryota; Fungi; Basidiomycota; Tremellomycetes; Trichosporonales; Trichosporonaceae.
CUUGACACUUAUCCUCAACGCACGCCCACACGCCCGCACCAUGGCCAGCAAGCCGUCCUUCCUCCCCGUCCUGGCGGACGAGGACCGCCCGUUCCUGCGCAAGGCGGUCGCGAACCCGCCAGUGCCGCGGCCAUCGUCCAGCGUCAUGCUCCUCUCGCCCACGAACCAGCUCCUCCUCCUCCACCGCGUCGGCACGUCGUCGGCCUUUGCCUCCGCGCACGUCUUCCCCGGCGGCACGCUGAGCUCGUUCCACGAGACGGUGCCGGCCGAGCACGACGCCGACAGGCACACCGACUCGCGCGCGUACCGCCUCGCAGCGGUGCGCGAGACGUUUGAGGAGAGCGGGAUCCUGCUCGCGAAGCGGAGGGGCGAGGACGGCCUCGUGGAGCUUUCUGUGGCCGAGCGGACGGAGGGGAGGAAGGCGAUUCACGGGGAUAAGGUCAAGUUUCUCGACUUCCUCGCCGGCAUCGGCGCCGAGCCGGACCUGGACAACCUCAUCCCCCUAACCCGCUGGAUCACGCCGCCGAACGCGCCAAAGCGCUUCUCGGCCCAGAUGUACCUCUACCUCCUGUCGGCGGACGCCGACGCCGCCCACGACGGGGGGCUGGAGCACACGGACGCCGAGUGGGCCGACGUGCGGGAGUGGGCUGAGCGCGCGCGGCGCGGAGAUAUCAUCGUGUACGAGCCGCAGGCGUUUCUCCUCGCGCUGCUGGCCGACUUCUUCCCCGGGCCUGGCGUGCUCGCGACGACGAACGAGCACGGGGGCAGCCACGAGGCGCAGCGACAGCGCUUGCUGGACUUUAUCAAGGCUACGCCGACCGGGCCGGGCGACGACCGCACGAACAACAUCCUCUGGGCCGACAAGGUCAUCUGCUCCUAUGUCCUUCCUGUACGCCGGGACGACGGAUACCUCGUCAUCGGGCUCGAGGAGGCCGGGCCCGAGCUCGAAGGCCAAGGCCGCGGCGGUGACUUUUCCCGCGUCGUGCUCGUCAACUCGGAGGCUGGCGGCCCGAGAGGGGCAGAGGUGCGCAUGCGGCGCGACGUCGUCCCCGAGCAGGGGGCGACCAGACUGCAGAUCGACCUUUGCACUUUCUCACAAACACUCUACAGACAGGACACCGGCACGCACACGGCUACGCACAGCACACACACAAUGCUGCCCUCGGCGCGGUCACACCAGCGGCUCGGCGUCGCGGCCCUCGUGCUCGCGUCGCUGCUUUUUCUCUACACGUACCGCGCAAACCUGGACCCGUACGUGCCCGACGCGCUCCGGCCCACAGGGGAAGGCGACUACCGCGUGCAGUCGAGCUGGAAGCCCGGCGCGGUGAAUGCGUCUGCACCCAAGCCGCACGCGUGGAGAGAAGGGUGGUUCAAGACCAAGCUGCCCUCCGCGCAGCUCGCCCUGCUCGACAAGCUCGCGUACCACCCCCAGGAGAGCUGGAAGGACUGGCGCGACGAGACGGCAGACUACAAGUGGGUCGUGAAUGCCCGGUUGACGCAGCUUGCUGCGUGUCUCGCCAGCGGAAGAUGUCACAAGAAUGCCGACAAGAUCAUCGUCUUCAACCACAACUACUGCUACUGGGGCUUUGGGAACAAGGACCCGAUCCCCGGCGGCGAGGAGGUGUACUGCAAGGCGAUGCGCGAGUCGUUUGAGCGGUCGGGCUUCACGGUGCUGAAUGCUGGGCCAGAGGACUUCAACUUCCUGCAGGAAAUAUACAACCGCGUAGGCGACAACAUUGUGCUCAUCCUCACGGGCAACCCGGACAACCCGAAGCCCGAGUUUGGCAAGCUCGACGACGUGAUCAAGACGGCGCAGCGACCACGGGGCAUCCCCGCGUGGAAGCUCUUCUACUUUACGUUCUGGGCCGACGGCGUCGAGACCCCCACUGGCCCGCUAUCAUGGUGCAUGCUCGCGGAAUCAGGCGUGCCGAAGAACGUCUCCGUGUCGCUGUCGCGCGGCAAGGCGAUCGUGCACACCGAGUUUGACGAGCUGCGCGUGUGGACGACGGAGGGUGACAUGCCUGGCGCCCCUGUCCGCGUCGGCUGGCCGGCAGCCCGCGAAGGCACGUACGUAGGCUACGGCGACGGCGUGCCGGCCGACUGGGAGACGGUGCCGUUCGAGCGCCGCCCGAACCGCGUCUACAUCCUCGCCAAGACGGCGCGCUACUUCAAGGACUCGUGGUUCCCCCUCGAGUACUUUGAGCGCGCGUACAAGGAGCUGCAGCCCGAGUUCCCGAGGCUCGAGUUUGUCGGCGGCUGGAAGACGGCCGGGCCGGACGCGUACGACAAGGUGCCCGCGUUCUUCAAGAACCUCGGGCCGAUGACGCCCGACGCGUUCAACGAGCAGCUCAAGCUCGCCAAGGUGCUCGUUGGAAUUGGAAACCCCAAGACUAGCCCCACGCCGUACCGCUCGCUCGCAAUGGGAGUGCCGUUCUUGAAUCCGCACCAGAUCCACCCGCACAACGCCGCUCUCUGGGUCCCGCAGCACGACACGAUGCAGGCCGUGCCCCCACCAUACGUCUACAACGUCGACGUCAAGGUGUACGCCGAGUUUGUCAACGCGCUCCGCAAGGCGCUGAAAACGCCCAUCGAGGAGACGCGCUUCGCCCGCGGCCUGCCACACGUGUACGACAAGCGGCUGAGCGACUUUGCGCUGCGGGACUGGGGAGCCGAGGCGCGGCAUGCCGUGGACAAGGGACUGGGGGUGAAGAAGACGUUUGUUUUCUAGGGCACGAGGAGGACCGCACGCACGAGGACUACUGCAUAGCGCGGCUACGUAGCCGCUGAGAAAAAUCUAGAACUGUAUUGCUGAUAAUGUUACAUUAGCGUGGGCUUGGGUGAUGGGACGUAGGGUGCGGGGCUAUCGCUCCAAAGGGCCAGUGUACCACAGGCGGCCGGCACGGAGCCAGUCGUCGCGAAGUGCGCGAGCUUCGGCGCCGUCGGCAGUGUUCCCAAUGACGCCCGCGACGUGCGCCCACUCAUCCUUACGCUCGGCGUGCUUGAGGAGCAGGUCGAACUGCUCGGCAGACAACACGUCGUCGUCGGCGCAGUAGUGCAGGAUGCGCCUCAGUACAGGGGUAGGCAGUUUUAGC